AUGUCGUUGGAACAGUUAGCAAAUGAACUUCUACUCGAAGUAUUCGACUAUUUGGACUGUUUAACCAUUUUUCGUGCGUUUUAUGGUCUGAACUAUCGAUUUAAUCAAUUGAUUAUCUUACAAAUUCAAAAAUUUGAUCUUGACUUUCGUCUUGUACCGAAAUGUUCCUUUGAUCUCUUCUGCCAACAACAUCUUCCGUUGCUCAAGACUCGAAUCGUUUCGCUUCAUCUCUCCAAUGAAAUCAAUAUUCCUGAACUACCUGAUUCAUUUCGUUCAUAUGGUCAUCGUAUGAAUCAGUUCAUCAUUUUGAAAUUUCUUUCUAUCAGCUGUUAUUCAAUCAAUAUGCUGCGUCGAAUCCUAACUGAAUGUCACAAUCUUUCAUAUCUUGCACGUUUGCAUAUUCAUACAACUAAUUAUGAUUCUAUGGAAGACCAUUAUCGUUAUUUAAUAGAAGCGAUUUGGACUUUACCACACUUAACUCAUUGUCAAAUCGAUGUUUUGUAUUCUUCAUCAGCAUGGUUUUCUUCCAUGUCAACAGUUUCUACUUCAAUUCAAAACUUGAGUACCAGUGGUACAUCGUAUUCUCUCACUACGUUAUGCAAUCUAUUAGACCAUACACCAAAUCUCAAGCAAUUGGAAGUCGGCCACGUUACCGUAACAGAUGAUGCGCCGUUAGCAGUUACCUUUCCAUCAUUGAGAUCAUUGCGACUGAUUUGUGAUACUUCCAUUCGGUCGAUACAGCCGUUCUUUCAAAUCAUCCCUAAUUUAUGCGACUUAACUGUUCAUGUGAGUAAUAUCGAGUCUAACGGAUCAGUAUGGGAACAAAUCUUCGUUGAUUAUCUGAAGAAUAUCAAAACUUUCCGGUUAGUCAUGAACAUUCAGUUUGGGUCCUAUCAUGAUGAUUUUUAUGAAAUGAAAGUCGAACAAUUAUUCAAUUCAUUUCGAAGUGAUUUUUGGCUUAAAAAACGACAAUGGUUUAUUCGAUGUGAUACUUAUCAAAUAAAUACGAAAGAUAUUUGUCUUUUAUACACUCUACCCUACCCAUUUGAGACGUUCUCUUAUAUUGGUAAUAGUCGAUCGAAAUCAACCAGUCCACAUCCAUUCAAUCUAACAGACUAUUCUCAAGUUCGAACAUUAGAACAUGUCCGCAAUAAUCCAUGUACAGUUAUCAAUGGUUUUACCUUCAUACCAAUCCGAUGUGACAAUAUUCGUCACUUGAAAUUAAAAUUUCCGAUCGAUGAGCACUUUGAUUCGAUUAUUUUAACAUUAAAUUAUUUAAUUUCACUGGAUGUCAUAUUAUAUGAGGAUGAAGAUUAUCAUCAAUUACAACGGUUACUCCAAAGAGCACCGCAUCUUCGUCAAUUGAAAUUUUGCCAUCCUGGCAAAUUCUCCAUGGCAUCUUUCAAUCUUUUCAGUCCAUCGAUUCGGCAAUUAGAUUUCUUUCAAACUUCCGGAUUUCGUCUACGUUAUUUCAGUAGUACCGAAUGUGCAUUGUUUGUUGAUCUACCACUUGCAGUUCAAUGCGAGAUUCUAACUAUGGAUGUUCGAAAUCGAACAGAUAUUGUCAAGCUAAUCAAUGCAAUGCCUAAUCUUCAAGCAAUGAAUGUUCAUUGUCAAGAUGGGAUAACGUGUGCAGAUAGAACUAUCAAAAUACAUGAUGAUUUAAUCGAAUGGUUACACAAGCAUUUAUCCAGUGAUUGUUCCUACACGAUUGUUCGUCAAGGGUAUACAAAUAUACCAUUAAUUAAUAUCUCGAUUAAUAGGCAGAAGUAA
This is a messenger RNA of Adineta ricciae, 1773 nucleotides long. NCBI's taxonomy places the organism in Eukaryota, Metazoa, Rotifera, Eurotatoria, Adinetida, Adinetidae. The record is from the annotation of a GenBank genome assembly.